Cokeromyces recurvatus is the source of this 897-nucleotide messenger RNA. RefSeq lists its product as uncharacterized. The annotation marks the transcript as partial. The record is from RefSeq and is a predicted model, not a curated record. Lineage: Eukaryota; Fungi; Mucoromycota; Mucoromycetes; Mucorales; Mucoraceae. The transcript has a single exon.
AUGGGACCCCUUCGAGGAGCCUACAAUAAAAAUGCAGACCCUGCCCUCACUGAGGAACAGCUGUCUGAACUCGACAUUAACUUUUCGACAUUUCGAAAACAAUUAACAUGUCCUGCAUGUUUCAAAACCACUACUUUCCAUAGACAUGGGUCUUCAAAUAAAGAACCCUUCCAGCCUCAAUUUUCAUGCACCUCCUGUCACAAAGCUGUAAAAGCUUUUGAAAUGUACCCUAUAGUCCGUUCUGCUGCACAAAAUCAACAACCGUUGUCUCUAACGACCUCCAACGUGGAGAUUAUGCCACCCGAAUUGGAAUCUACUACUGCCAGCAACAGCCAAUCUGAACUUAUUAAGCAGUUAUGCCAAACUGUCGAGCAGUUGACUGCAGAACUCUCUCAAGCACGUAGUGAAAUCCAAAACUUACAUGCCCGACUUAACAACAUGCCUGCCGUUACAACAACAUCGGAGUUUCCCACCCUCCAGGAAUCCCAAACCCAGCUUACUAAAUUCCCAGAUGCUCCUUGGAACAACAAAGAGAAAGUACAAGCACUUAAACAACCUUCACUUCAACAACGUGAACAACGCCGUCUCCAACGAGAAGCUGCAGCCGCCCGCUUCUUUCAACCACCAUCAUUGAACCAAGGUUUCAAGUUCCUCUACAUCCCAACAAAAGCCCGAAUUCCUGUUGGCACCUUACGCACUACCUUUCGAAAACUUGGUGUUAAUAAUGCUCGAUUACUCGACAUUCAUUAUCCCGCUCGUAAUACAGUUGCCAUUCUUAUCCAUAAUGAUUAUGAAACCGAAUUUACAGACCUUCUACGCCACCAUAACAUUACAAUCAAAGCAGAUUUUAACCCCUCCAGUGGUAAGAUCCUUGCAGAUCCCAAGUACUCCACUCUU